Molecule: messenger RNA, 1026 nt
Organism: Ostreococcus tauri
Lineage: Eukaryota; Viridiplantae; Chlorophyta; Mamiellophyceae; Mamiellales; Bathycoccaceae
Product: unnamed product
Exons: 1
Coding region: 1-1026 (341 amino acids)
Source: RefSeq, a predicted model, not a curated record
AUGUCGACGCCCCGGACGGUGACGCGCGCGCGCGCGCGGGCGUCGGGGGGGCGACGCGCGCGCGCGCGCGCGGGGGGAACGCGUCGAAGGGAAUCAUCCAUCGCGCGACCGUCGCGCGCGAACGAACGAUGGACGCGCGCGCGCGAGGGCCUGGUGGGCGUCGCGACGGCCGUGCUCGUGCUCGCGUCGACGACGGGGCGCGCGGAGGCGGUGGAUCGACGGACGGUGGUGCGGCGGGAGAUUCGGGCGGAGGAUUUCGAGACGGCGGAGACGCUCGAACGCGCGCGAGAACCGCGGCGGUUCGAUGGGGCGUCGAGAGGGAUCCCGCUCGCGCUCUCGGCGGACGGUGACGACGAGGGCGUGAAUGUGGAGUACACCGAACCGCCGAGCGUGACGAUUGGGUUAAAGCGGGGGGUGGACGGACGACGCGUCGGGUCGGCGGCGUUUCAGUGGAGCGUCAUCGGAGGCGCGGCGUACGCGAUUCGACGCGCGCAGACGCGGUCGGAGCGCGUGUCGAAGAGUUUGGCGAAGAGAUUUGGGACGCGGGACGCGUUGUCGACGCCGGAGGCGUUGGUGGGGACGAGGUGGCGGAUCUCGGCGGACGUCGGACGCGAGCGCGGAACGUGGAUGCCGCCAAACUGGGGCGCGAGCGGCGUGCGACUUCUCGUGCCGGUGGCGAUCGAAUUUAAACCGAACGGCGUGGUCGAACCGAUAGUGACUGGGGCGUUCACGCCGACCACCCUCGGCGCGGGGACGUGGAGCGUGGACGGCGAUACGCUUCGUUUCAAUCUCACCAUGACGAAGUGGUCUCGAGGCGACAUCGGUUUCGAGGACGAAAAGCUCUACUUCAAGACGCUCGCCUGGGGCGAUCGCGUGAGCUCGAGCAAAGGACGACUGCUCGUGAACCAACGCAGAUUCUUUAUUCGACGCGAAUGGCGCUCGGUGGGCACGUUCAAGGCGGAGCCCGUCGAGAAGGACGCGCCCGAGGCGCUCGUCGCGCCGUUUCGCGUCCGCGUGCCGGAUUAG